UUCACAUGGACGUGAAUGAUCCAGUUGCACUCUAAUUUGCAGCUUUUGGCAUUCUCUCAGCAGACAUUCUUCAAACUUUAAACAAUAAACUAACUCCUUCUCUUUCAACUCAUCUCUUUAUAAACCCUUCUCCUUCUCCUCUGUCUUAAUCUUAAUCUUUAUAAGAUGCAUAGAAGAAGAACCCCUUCUUUCUCUUCUUCUCUUCUUGAUUCUAUUUAUCGUUCAAUCGAUCACUCCAACACUUCCCAAUCACACUUUGGAUACUACAGCCCAACUAAAUCAUCCGCCAUGUUUAACAACCACCAAGAUCCUGACUAUGAUUCUCGCCUCCACCAGGAUCUUCGUCGAGCUAUUAUGAUCGAGCAAUGGGUCGAGAAGCACAACGACUAUGGCGUCUCUGCUCACCUCAACUGUUCUUCUAGCUCCUCCGAUUCCAGCUCCGGAGGAAUAUUUUCGUCUUCCGAGGCAGAGUCUUGUCAUAAAACCAAGUCAAGAUCAAGAUGUUCCAGACAGGGAAGAUCAGAUAAGUGCAUGCAGCGGAUUACUGAUAACCAGAAGCAGCAGCAAAAGCAGCCAAUGCGUGAAUCUGGAAAUGGUGGUUUUACCAAGACGAAGCUCAAAGCCCUGAAAAUUUACGGAGAGUUAAAGAAAGUGAAGCAACCAAUUUCACCUGGUGGCCGCAUAACCAGUUUCCUCAACUCAAUUUUCAAUUCUAACGCCAAGAAAGUCAAGCUCUGUUCUGUUGGUGCCAUGGAGGAUGUGGGUUUUGAGCGCAAAUCAAAAUCUACUUGCUCCUCGGCUACUUCGUUUUCUAGGUCUUGUUUAAGCAAAUCAUCUUCUUCGUCAACGAGAGGUAAGCACGGUAAGAGUAGCAAUGGCGAGACGAGGAGGUCUGUUAGAUUUCAUCCUGUUAGCGUCAUUGUGGAUGAAGAUUGUAGACCCUGUGGCCAUAAAUCCAUCUAUGAAAACGAUCCAAGCUUAAUGCCAACUCCAACGGUUCACAAGACAUUGAAAGAGGAGCUCAAGGCUUAUGCCAUGGAAAAAGAAGCAGGAGUUGACAGAGUAGCUCGGGAUUAUCUGAGGAAGUAUCAGAAAAAGCAAGAAUUUUCUUUGAGGAGUCAAGUUGAACAUCACGAGAAUGAAGAAGAUGAAGAUGGAGGUGAGGAUGCAUUAAGUUAUUCAAGCUCAGAUCUAUUUGAACUUGAUCACCUUAUUGGGAUUGGAAGGUACAGAGAGGAAUUGCCAGUUUAUGAAACUACCAAUCUAAAAACUAACCAAGCCAUUGCUAAUGGUUUGAUUUUGUAGCUCAUUUUUUCUUUUAUG
Carica papaya (papaya) is the source of this 1323-nucleotide messenger RNA. Its product is annotated as protein BIG GRAIN 1-like B. The record is from RefSeq and is a predicted model, not a curated record. Gene Ontology annotation, biological process: auxin-activated signaling pathway. NCBI's taxonomy places the organism in Eukaryota, Viridiplantae, Streptophyta, Magnoliopsida, Brassicales, Caricaceae.